UCCACAUCUUAUACAACCACCUGCCAGACGCGUAGAGCUGUCGUCAAGUCUCCCAAAGAAUUUAUCAUUUGGUAAGCCGCUAUUCAAGCCUCUCUUAUCAACCCGUAGACUUCCUUCUUCAUGCGUGGCGGGCGUCCUAGGUCGUUGCUUCUUUGGGAGUAUGGAGCUUGACAGCAAGAUACAUUCAGCCAUGAACAAAAGCUAUUCGCAGUCGUCAAUCAGUUAUCUGCUUGACGAUGCGAUGAAUCCGGUCAUGCUCCACAUCGAGUCUGGAUAUAUGCUCGUCAUCCUCGGAGUUGGGUCUACACCGCUUCUGAAGCUUUACCAGCACCAAAAGACCCUGUAGCUGCAUACCUAGGUAGUGAGAUCAACAGAAUGGCUCAGGAUCUGGAAAUAGGUAUCUUCUUAUCCCAAGAGUGGAACUGACAUCUCACAGAGGUACCUUCUUCUAAGGCCUGUUCCAGUAUGACGAUCAGAGCUAGCAGAUUCACACCUGAAGUGCUCUUGGAAGCACCCCGCCGUUCGGAGGGCGUUCCAAAUUCCAAUGCAUCAAGAGUUUUAUACUCCGUCUCGACAUACAGCUUCUCUGAGCAUUCGAAGAAAUCUGAGAUCCGUGUUCUGGAUUCAGCAAGCCAACAAACCAGUCUCGUCACAGAUGAUGCAUCCUUCAGCGAACCUUCGUGGCUAGAUGAUGAAACCAUAUUACUAUUGAAGUCCAAUGACGAUGGGGCUACAAACAUAGUCGUUGGAUCUCCAGACAACUUCGAGAAGAGCAAACACACUGCUGGCACGAUACAAGGACCAGUAAGCGACUCCAAGAUCUAUGCUCUUGGUGGCGGCGUCUUUGGUCUCGCUGUCGUUGGCAAAGCCAAGCCAGAUGGCACACUUUUCAACCCAGAGAAGGCCGAGAAACCUCACUCAUCAGGCAAGCUGUACAAGUCUGGGUUCGUUCGCCACUGGGAUCAUUACGUGACAGAGAAUCGGAACACGAUAUGGCUUGGCAAGCUUCAGCAGAAGAAAUUGGAAAAGUCUCAUGUCUUCGAGCUUGGACAUCCUCUAACGAAUGCGCUGAAAGGGACGAAGCUGGAGUCACCAAUCGAACCCUUUGGUGGGAAAGACCACUUCGACAUAUCGAAAUACGGUCUCGUGUUCACAUCGAAGGAUCCUGAUCUUAAUCCCGCGACGCACACGAAAACCAACAUUUAUGUUUCCGCAUCUGACAGCUUCUGGGAUGAUCUCCACUCAAAAGACAUGCCGGAAAUCCAAAAGGCUACCAUCGAAGGCUUUGAAGGUGCCAGCACGUCUCCAGUCUGGUCAAACUCGCGCGGUAUGAUCGCGUUCCUUUCCAUGAAAACUGAUGGGUACGAGUCAGACAAGAACCAACCGUUCAUUAUCCACGAUUAUAAGAAACCGUCGCAAGUCACUCUGCUCUACGGUUCUGAGGAUGGUAAAGGAAAGUGGGACCGAAGCCCACAGUCCAUAUCGUGGAGCCCCGACGACUGGCGCCUCUACUUUACCGCAGAGUCACAUGGUCGUGGAAACCUGUACAGCGCCGGGCCUCCUAAACCAAGCGGAGAGAAGGAGCCUCUGCCAUCGCUUCUUGUAAAGGGGGGAACGAUCGGCUCUGCAAAGGUGCUCAAAAAUGGCGACGUUUUCGUGACUUCGACUAGCUUGAUUGAGAACUCACUAUACUCCCUUGUCCCUCUAAGCGCUCAAAGCAGCGAUACGACUGUCUACGAUCUUCCUAUUGAUGAUAGACCGUAUGAUGCGGAUCCUGAUCAUCUGACAACCAAAUACAUCUCUUCGAACACGCGUUCUGGGUCUAUGUUUGGUCUGUCACGCCAUCAGAUCGAUGAGAUCCAUUGGGACGGUGCCGCAUCCGGCACCAAGGUUCAUGCUUGGGUUGUAAAGCCCAGCAAUUUCUCGUCCAAGAAAAUUUAUCCGCUCGCCUUUCUCGUUCAUGGCGGACCGCAAGGUGCAUGGACUGAUGGAUGGAGUACGCGGUGGAAUCCUGCCGUAUUCGCAGAGCAAGGCUACGUUGUCAUUUGCCCGAACCCUACUGGAAGCACAUCUUACGGCCAAGCCUUCACAGAUGCCAUCCAGGGCCAGUGGGGUGGUCUGCCGUACGAAGACCUUGUGUUGGGCUUCGACUACAUCAAGCAGAACGUCAAUUACGUUGACACAAAACGCGCCGUUGCCCUCGGUGCCUCCUAUGGCGGGUAUAUGAUGAACUGGAUUCAAGGACACCCUCUCGGCCGCGAAUUCAAAGCCUUGGUAACCCACGAUGGUGUCUUUAGCAUGUCCGGCCAGAUGGCAUCUGAAGAGUUGUACUUCCCUUUCCAUGAUAUCAAAGGCACACUCUGGAAUAACCCGGAAAACUGGGCCAAGUGGGACCCGUCCAGGUUCACGGAAAACUGGGCCACACCGCAGCUCGUAAUUCACAGCGAAUUGGAUUACAGGCUAACGAUCAGUGAGGGUUUGGCGGCAUUCAACGUGCUGCAGUGUAAAGGAGUAGAGAGCCAGUUCUUGACGUUCCCAGAUGAGAACCAUUGGGUGCUGAAGCCCGAGAAUGGGCUCGUUUGGCAUAAAGUUGUUUUGGACUGGAUCAACGAGCAUGUCGGAUUGGAGAAGUACACGGAGGCCCAGAAGGUGAUCAAGAAGGAGUAGCGUUUUAUUAGCCACCUCUUACGAUAUGAUAUGUUUCAUGUUCCGUGCGGACACAUGACGUGCCUCGUUGUCGUAUAUGCGUUCUCGUCGUUACAAUAUGAUGUGAACGUUCGUGAUGAGAAGAAGCUUGCAUGUAUAUAGAUUCGCCUGUUUGAUCAUGCUUUCAAGGUACU
Molecule: messenger RNA, 2840 nt
Organism: Alternaria alternata
Lineage: Eukaryota; Fungi; Ascomycota; Dothideomycetes; Pleosporales; Pleosporaceae
Product: dipeptidyl-peptidase 5 precursor
Exons: 4
Coding region: 466-2667 (733 amino acids)
Biological process (GO): proteolysis
Molecular function (GO): serine-type endopeptidase activity
Source: RefSeq, a predicted model, not a curated record